AUGCCAUCUUUCUACAACUCCGGCCUCCCGGCCUUCCCUCUCACUCCGCCUCAUGUUACCAGCGGCGGCAGGAUGGAGAAUGAACCUCCCUUCUACGUCCUCGGCCAUUCGGCCGCCUUUCCUCCUCGUUAUUCCCAAAGCGGCUGCGAAUUCAUCGAGCAAUACUCUCAGUCGUCAUGCUACGCUAAGCCCCCGAUGAACCCUCAGCCUCCCGUUCACUCGAUGCGCACUGGGAGAGACAUGGCUGCCAUGAGUCAACCUAUGUUCGGCCCCCUACCCACCGCGAACGUACUGCCCCCGAUCCGCAAUAACAUUCAAUUGCCCCCGAUGGAUCACGCCGUUCCUUCACAGUACCGCCGACAGGAAGUUACCACGCAGCCAGAACAGCCCCGCAAGGAGGAGAAAACAACCGGAGGCGUCGCCGCUUACCUGGACUAUGAGAUGGAUCAGAUGUCCGACUUCGUGGCUGAGAUGGCCCAGGGAAUCGUCUACCCAGGAUCGUCUGUCCCUCCCCAGUUCCGGAAGUACGUCUUUCAGAUUCUCUCGUCGACCCGUCUGCCGAGUUCCACUAUCCUUUUGGGACUGUAUUACCUUUCGUGCCGGAUGCGCAUGCUUUCUUCUGCCAAGGUGUAUACUACUGGUAGUGGCCAAGUCUAUCGCAUGCUCACGGUGGCUCUGCUCCUGGGAAGCAAGUUCCUGGACGACAACACCUUCCAGAACAAAUCCUGGGCUGAGGUCAGCAACAUCCCCGUCAGUGAGUUGAACUCCAUGGAGCUCGACUGGCUCUUUGCAUUUGACUGGAAGAUCCACGAGCGCAUUCACGACCAGCAGGAUGGGUUUGCUUCCUGGCUGUCCCACUGGGAGAAAUGGCGGAACAAGUCUUCCAUAAAGACCCAUGAGCCUCGCCACUCCCUUGCUCCCAUCGACACCAAUGUUACGCGCAGCAGCAACCGGGUCUCAAAGCCUCUGCUCUCUCCCGAAGGUCCGAUUCCUCCGCAGUACCAGCGGAGUACUCAGUAUGAGAACUCCUGGCUCAACCCAGCAGCUUCGGAGUACUCGCCACCUUCCGCUCCUCACAGUGGACCGACAACUCCAGACUAUUACUCGUGGGCUUAUGCGAACCCUCCGCCUCCUUACUCGAGUACCUGGAUGGCCCCACAGCAGCAAUACAUGCCACCAUCCCGAUCACAGCCCCCUUCCUACCAUCACACUCCGUCUUACGGAUUUCCAUACCCGCAUGGUGGAUGGACCGCGGGACAUGGGUCUUCGUGUGGCUGUAUUUACUGCGCAAAACACAUGGAGCACUACAUGUGUGCCAACCUUGUCAGUUCAAUGCAGCCAAUCGUCGCUGGCUAA
Molecule: messenger RNA, 1356 nt
Organism: Aspergillus calidoustus
Lineage: Eukaryota; Fungi; Ascomycota; Eurotiomycetes; Eurotiales; Aspergillaceae
Source: the annotation of a GenBank genome assembly